AUGGAAUAUACUAAAAUAUGGAAGAUGAUAAGUGAAAAGUGUGAGAUCAUCCGUCGCUACGACGAAAACAUGAAGAACUUAAAAGAACAAGUACAACAACUAAAGAGACCAACCAUAUUGCCGAAAGAAUCCACUUUAAAGUGGCUUGAAGAGGUUAAAAAUCUGUUGGAAAAUGAUCAGGAGUUGAAGGAAUUGAUCACAGAGAUAUAUGAAAUGGAAAACAACAACAGAAACGGCCUUUUAGCUCAAGAGAAGAUCGAUUUAGUUAAAUCAAUGCGUAACAAUUGUCCCGGCCACGAUGAUGCAUCCAUCAUUCGAUCUCUAAAUAUUGAAGAGAUUGAAGAAAAGGGAUAUAAAAAGUAUCCAGUGAAGAAGUUGGAGUCCAGAAACGGAAAUCUUGUACAACAAGUGGUGACCAUGUUAAAAGAUGUUCAAGUUGAUGCUAUUGGCUUGUAUGGCGUUGAUGGUUUGGGUAAGACAACAUUGGCAAAAGAAAUUGCCAACAAAGCACCAAAUGUUAUGUUAUUUGAAAAAAUUGUGAUGGUUGAGGUUUCAAGAAUCCCCAAUAUGGAACACAUCCAAGAUCAAAUUGUAAAGCAACUUAAUUUGAAAGUAAACAAUAUGAAUAGUAUCGAGCAAAGGGCAGAGGAUCUGCUCAACACUCUGAAGAAAAUUACUAAGAUACUCUUUAUAUUGAAUAACCUAUGUGAGAAAAUUGAUCUAGAAAAAGUUGGGAUACCUCAACCUUAUCAUGAAACAACACAACAAUUUUAUUGCAAGUUGUUAGUGAUAAGCACAAAGAGGAAUGUGUGUGAAGAUAUGGGAGUGUCAAUGGCUAACAUUGUCGAGGUGUGUCCAUUAGAUGAAAAUGAAGCAAGGAAACUUUUCAGGGAACGAAUUGGAGCUAAUGUUGAUGAUAGACUAAAAGGACAUGAAGAGAUGGAGAAGAGAAUAUUGAACAAGUGUGGAGGAUUGCCCCUUGCUAUUGUGGCAUUAGCCUAUGUGCUUAAGGGUCAAGAGUUUUCAACUUGGGAACAUUUCAGCAUUGAAUUGGAAAAACCUAUUUCAAUUAGUCAAGCCAAAAUUAGUGGUGUAAAUCCUCAAAUGUAA
Molecule: messenger RNA, 1110 nt
Organism: Chenopodium quinoa (quinoa)
Lineage: Eukaryota; Viridiplantae; Streptophyta; Magnoliopsida; Caryophyllales; Amaranthaceae
Product: probable disease resistance protein At1g12280
Exons: 3
Coding region: 1-1110 (369 amino acids)
Molecular function (GO): ADP binding
Source: RefSeq, a predicted model, not a curated record